CCAUGCGCGCUGCGACACCGAACACUGUGUGCGGGAACAUCGGACAGGCCUUUGAAGUUUAAAAUAUGGCUGGGCUCUCCCAUAAGCUACGCAUCACGAAGUAGGGAUUCAACUGUCAAGCAAACUGCGGCGCACAAGACUAGCAAAAGACAUUGUGACGGGCUGCUAAGAUCACGAGGGCAGGGCAGUGUGUUCAUCAUGGACGACAAAACACUGCCUCAGAACUGUACGAGAAACUAUCUACGCUGCUAGAUGGUAAAAAAGAAGACAUCAAAGUCUUUGCAGAAAACCUGUUCAAGCGCACGGGCAGUAAAUCAUCGAAGAGAGAUAAUGUGUCAGCAGUCCCUCCUAAGCAUGAGAAAAGGCGCUAUGCCAUGGUCGCGAUGAACGAGGAUUUGGAGUCCAACACCGCGCCGGCUUCACCGAAUACUGAUAGCACUAAAAAGAGUAAAGAGAAAAAUAAAGAAAUAAGCAAAAGUAAGGGAAGACGCGCGCUUCGGUCAAAGAAAGACGACUAUGAUGAAAGAUGGGGCGAACAAUCUGAGGAAGAGGUGCAAGAUAUCGAAGAGCCGGAAUGGAAGAAACGCAGGCGUGUCGACUACUCCGUGUCUGAACCACCUACCCGGUCAGUUUCUGAGGAUAGUGAAAGAGAGCGUGACCGGAAAGAGCUGGAGGAACUCGAGCAGAGACUUAAGGACAAGGAUAAACGCGGGGAAACCAAAGACGAUGAUUCUAAACGGGAUAUGAAAGACGUUCGACUGAAGUCGAGGCAGCAAUACUUACGCAAGCGUGAAGCCGAAAAAGUCUACCUCCUCAGGAAACAAGUUGAGGAAGAGGCUGAGGAGGAGCGUACAAAUCCUGAUCUUACGGAGCGGGAGCUGCGCGAAUUCGCCAAGAAUAGGGAACUCCUCGAGCUCGCUGAAGCACGAUUGCAUGCCCGCGAUGUAGCUGAGGACCGUGACGGCUUUUACAUGCAAGAUUAUGAUCGGUCAAGUAAGAGCGAGACGCUCAAUAAACGUAAUAAAGAACGUGAGGGUGUCAGCGAUCUUCAGCUUUGGGAAGAAGAGCAAACUCGGAGGGCGACAGCUACAGCGAAUCUUCGUUCUCAACGCAUCAACGCAAAGGACUACGAAUAUGUCUUCGAUGAAAGCCAGAAACUUGAUUUCAUCAGCGGUGGAAAGAUUCCCGGGACCAUGAGCAAAGAGAUGUUAAUAUUUCAGCAACAGCUCGACGCUGAGCUCAAAAAAGAGGCCACAAUCAAGGAAAAAAGAAAAGAGUUACCAAUGUAUGCAUACAGAGAGCAGCUCGUAUCAGCCUUGAAGGAUCACCAGAAUAUGAUAGUCUCAUCGGAGACUGGCUCUGGCAAGACUACCCAAAUCCCUCAAUACAUUCUAGAAGAGAACAUCAACAACGGUCUCAUGAUUGGUGUCACGCAACCCCGUCGAGUGGCGGCCAUGUCCGUCGCCGCGCGUGUAGCCGAAGAGCGUGGCACGAGACUGGGCGCUGAGGUGGGCUACAGCGUUCGAUUCGAGCACAAAGUAUCGGAUAAAACCAAGAUAAAAUUCAUGACCGAUGGCAUGCUUCUGCGUGAGCUGGUGUCUGAUCCAACCUUAAGUGCAUACGGCGUCAUCAUGCUUGACGAGGCUCAUGAGCGUACACUAGACACCGACAUGCUUCUCGCAUUCUUAAAGGACCUGAGCAGAGCCCGAAGCGAUUUGAAAAUCAUCAUCAGUUCUGCCACAUUGAAUUCGGCGAAGUUUGCAAGCUUUCUGGACGAUUGUCCGAUAUUUCACGUUCCGGGAAGAACGCAUCCAGUUGAGAAGAUGUUCGCCCAAUCGCCGGAGGCAAAUUAUUUGCAUGCAGCAAUAACGACCGUCUUUCAAAUACACAUAUCGCAGCCUAUCGGUGGCGAUAUUCUGGUAUUCCUUACGGGUCAAGAGGAUAUCGACAUGGGUGUCGAGCAGAUCGAGGAAACCAUGCGUAAACUCGGGAAUCGCGUGCGACCAUUGAUUGUCUCUCCCAUUUAUUCGACACUUCCAUCCGAGAUGCAGGCUAAGAUAUUUGAGCCAACACCAGAAGGCGCACGCAAAGUUGUCUUGGCCACGAACAUCGCCGAGACCUCUCUGACUAUUGAUGGGAUCAAAUACGUCAUAGACACAGGUUUGGCAAAAGAAAACGUGUUCAACCCCUCGACAGGCACAAGUUCCUUGCAAACCACACCAAUUAGCCGUGCAUCCGCUGAACAACGAGCUGGUCGUGCCGGUCGUGUGGGCCCUGGCACGUGCCUACGGUUGUACACCAAGUACAACUUCUACACAGAGCUGCAGGAGGAACCUGUUCCCGAGAUCCAACGUAGUGAUCUUACAAGCGCUGUUUUAUUUCUUAAAACCAUUGGCGUGGACAACAUUAUCGACUUCGACUUUCUUGAUGCGCCUUCGCCGGACUCUCUGAUCAAGUCGCUUGAGCUUCUCUACAUGCUUGGGGCCCUGGCGAGUGAUGGACGUGUCACUCGUCUUGGCCGCCAAAUGGUCGAAAUCCCUUCGCAUCCGCGGCUUGCCGCUGCUCUUAUCGCUAGCCACAAGUACGGGUGUGUGCAAGAAGUUCUUACCAUUGUUGCCAUGCUCGAUGAAUCAGCAAAUCUCUUUUUCCGACCGAAAGAUCAAAAGGUGCAUGCAGAUAGCGCACGAGCACGCUUUACCCACAAGGAAGGCGGCGACCACCUCACCUUACUGAAUGUGUACAACGCUUGGGUUGAUGCUGAGUACAGCGUCCCUUGGUGCCGUGAAAAUUUCCUUCAAUACCGCUCCUUGCAACGCGCACGCCUUGUGCGAGAGCAAUUGGAAGCACUUUGUGACCGCGUUGAAAUCCCUCCAGACUCUAGCGUUGGAUCCAAUGAACAUGUGCCGAUACUAAAGGCGCUACUCUCUGGAUUUUUCAGUAAUACAGCAAUUCUGCAACGGGAUGGUCACCAUUAUCGGACGCUAAGGACAAACAUGAGCGUGAAGAUACAUCCAAGCAGCGUCCUUUCGGCACAGGAUCAAGCGUAUAAACCUAAGGUGGUUAUGUUCCAUGAGCUCGUCAUCACAAGUGGAGAUUGGAUGAGAGGUGUGGCACCUAUCGAGGCAAGUUGGCUCAACGAAGUUGCUCCCCACUUCUGGAAGGCCAGUGAGGUAGAUAAAUUACAGGCGCAUAAGAAAAAGGUGCCGAAAGGGCAAGGACUUGAUGCAUCUUCCGCAUCCAAAUUUUAGUAUCUUUACAUGCUCAAUUAUACGCAUUUAUGGACGCCAUGUGGAAAUUCGGAGGGGCAUAAACAUAACUGUGAUUACACUACACAAUACGCUUCCUUGAGUUACUAAGACGUGGGGAAACUCAAAACUUUCCAUAUACUGUAUUCUGGAGAACAAUAAUACUUAUCGUACUAAACAG
Verruconis gallopava is the source of this 3426-nucleotide messenger RNA. RefSeq names its product ATP-dependent helicase HrpB. Gene Ontology annotation, molecular function: ATP binding; RNA binding. Gene Ontology annotation, cellular component: intracellular anatomical structure; catalytic step 2 spliceosome. The transcript has 2 exons. The coding region runs from base 375 to 3248 and encodes 957 amino acids. The record is from RefSeq and is a predicted model, not a curated record. Lineage: Eukaryota; Fungi; Ascomycota; Dothideomycetes; Venturiales; Sympoventuriaceae.